GCUGCACCAACAUGGGCAAAAUUGUGCAUUUUGGAUGUACAAUUCAAGUUUGUACGUGAAAAGGACCACCCACGACGACGAUGAGUGACGGCGACGGCAAAGAUGAUGACCGAGGGGAUGCGAAGCGCCCGAAGAUUACAGUAAGCGCUGCUGACAACAAGCCAGCAGAAGCAACAACAACGACAACCACGACAACGACUGCACCAACGACAGCACCAACAACAACACCAGCAGCAGCGCCAACAACAGCGUCGACUGUGCCCAAGGCGGGCAGCAACCCGUUCAGCGCACUGGCCAGCAGCGGCAAGAGCUUUGGAGGCAACAAAGGCUUUGGCGCGGCCUCCAGCAAGGCUGGUGGGUUUGGGCAAACAGCAGCGAACCCCACCAGCACAGCAACCACACCCGCACCCACCUUGUUUGGGGCGAACAAAAAGCCCUUCUCAUCCGCUUCUGCCGCCACUUUUGCCAAGGCGACAUCAACCACAACCUCAGCAGCCACAUCCGCGAAGCCCACAGCCAGCAGCAAGCCGGCAACCUUGACCAAGACGUCAUCAAACCCCUUUGCUGCCCUCGCAUCUGGGUCGUCCGGCUUUGGCAAAGGCUUUGGCAAGGCACCCGGCUUUGGCAAGGCGGCUGCUUUCGGGCAAGCAAAGCCGGCAGCAGCACCGUCAACAGCAGCAGCAGAUGCAGAGACGGCGUCGUCGUCGGGGCCCGCGUCUACUGCUCAUGCGGGCAGCAAGCAGCACGAUGCGCCACAACAGGGCCGGUCACGCCAGGACAGCUCCUCCGACAGCGUAUUUGGCGGCUCUACCACCACGUCCCCAUGCACAACCCCAACUGCAAAGAAUGGCAGCAGUGGCAGCGGCAGCGGCAGCGGCAGUGGUGGUCUCUUCCGGAGGGAUUCUUCAAACGGCAAAGAGAAAGCGCUACCUGCUGCGCGCGCGCUCCCCGAGGGCGUUGACCCCGCGGACGUCACCUACCAGUGCAAGGCCAAGCUGUUCUGUUUCCAUAACGGGAGCUGGGAGGAGCGCGGCGUGGGCACCGUCAUAAUCGCCCAAAAACAGCGGAAGCAACGACAGCCGCAGAGGAUGGAGAAGAGUAGGGAAGGGCGUGCAGCGAGAAGCAGCAGCGGCACCAACAUCGACACAGCCGAGCCAGCCCGCAUUUUGAUGUGGCUCGACCAGACGAAGCGACUUGUGCUCAACGCGCUUCUGCGGCCAGAAACGAACCCGCACCAGCAGACGCCAAAGUCGAUUUCGCUCGCGCUCGUGAACCACGCUUCGCAAGCACCAGAGGUCGUUGAGCGCGGCGACAAGCCCGCAGGCCUCAGCAUCUACAUUCUCAGGGUUGGGCUGCAGACCGCGAAGGACCUGCUGUCACUGCUGCAACAGCACUGCCCGCCAGCACCGUCGAAGCAAGCGACGGCGAUCGAGAACGCGCCGGCAGGGAGCGACACGACAAAACAGGAUGUUGCACCCGACACCAGCUCGCCAGCAAUCGAAGAAACGAAGAAACAGUCGACACAAAAGUCGGCAGCAACACAAGCCGAAGACAGCGGUGGCGAUGAUCAACAACGAAAACAACAACAGAAGCAACGGCAGCAGCAGCAGCAGCAGCAGGCGUGAUGACGACUUGUUGUCUUGUCUUAAAUGACACCAUGACACUCCACGUCACAUCGUCAACGCAGCUUGUUCUUUGUGUGCGUUUGUUGCUUUGGCGUCUUGAUGUUGACUGAGCUGUUGAAGGAAAGCUUGUCGUUACAUUGCAAAUAAACCCCACACUCGUG
Messenger RNA from Salpingoeca rosetta, 1786 nucleotides. RefSeq lists its product as uncharacterized. Lineage: Eukaryota; Choanoflagellata; Craspedida; Salpingoecidae. The coding region runs from base 81 to 1625 and encodes 514 amino acids. The transcript is spliced from 11 exons. The record is from RefSeq and is a predicted model, not a curated record.